Drosophila persimilis is the source of this 1926-nucleotide messenger RNA. RefSeq names its product G-protein coupled receptor moody. Bases 59 to 1618 code for a protein of 519 amino acids. The record is from RefSeq and is a predicted model, not a curated record. Gene Ontology annotation, molecular function: G protein-coupled receptor activity. Gene Ontology annotation, cellular component: membrane. Lineage: Eukaryota; Metazoa; Arthropoda; Insecta; Diptera; Drosophilidae. Gene Ontology annotation, biological process: G protein-coupled receptor signaling pathway. The transcript has 3 exons.
CGUCCUGGACAAGGGCCAGGACAGCUUCGAACUGAAUGGAAACGGAGUGGAUGCGGGCAUGCGCGGGCAGGGCGCUGUUGACGCCGCCGCCGCCGGAAACGAGCUCUUCCAGGGCUAUUCCGACGAGCUGCUGACCUUCGCCUGGGUGGCCUGCAUCGUUUUCAUAAUUGUGGGCGUGCCCGGCAACCUGCUGACCAUCGUGGCGCUCUCGCGGGGUCGUCAGACGCGCAACUCCACAGCCAUCUUCAUCAUCAAUCUGUCCUGCUCGGAUCUGUUGUUCGGGUGCUUCAACCUGCCCCUGGCCGCCUCCACUUUCAUGGAGCGGGCAUGGACGCACAGUGAUCUGCUCUGCCGGCUCUUUCCUAUGCUGCGCUACGGCCUACUGGCUGUGUCCCUGCUUUCCGUCUCGCUGAUCACCAUCAAUCGCUACAUCAUCAUCGCCCACCCACGACAUUAUCCCAGGAUCUAUCAGCGCCGUUAUCUGGCCUUGAUGGUGGCCGGCACUUGGGUGUUGACCUUCUCAAUCAUGAUACCCACGUGGCGCGGGGUCUGGGGCCGCUUCGGCCUCGACACUAGCAUUGGCUCGUGCUCCAUCCUGCACGACCAGUACGACCGCUCGCCAAAGGAGUUCCUCUUCACCGCCGCUUUCAUGCUGCCCUGCAUCUGCAUAGUGAUCUGCUACGCCCGUAUCUUCCUGCUCGUUCGUCAGGCGGCCAUCCGCGCCGGAAACAGCAACGCCGCCAAGAACAAUGCCUGCGAGCCGACGGCCACCACCACAGCAGCAGCACCCCAAUCCUUGACCAUGCCCAAGACGGUUGAAAAUAGGGAAAAGGCGAGCACAUCCAUCUCGGACACGGUCCCGGAACACGGCCUGCGACCGUUUGUCGUUGACGAGUAUAUAGCAUAUAUCGAUGAUAAUGCCUCCACCGAGAGUCUCCCCAUCUCGUACAGCAUCGGGAAGCGGGACAGGGAGAAGGAUCAGAAAAAUCUGGAUAAGAAUCAGGAUCAUCAGCUGCCGGUCGAUGCUAAUGUGGUGCUCAAAGAGAGGGAUAAAAACAAGAACAAACAAGAGCUGUGCGCCUUGGGGCGAAGUCAGACCCAGCUGGAGCAGAGCAAGAAUUCCACGAAAAACGCCAACGCAAGUCCCGUUCCCAACGCCAAUCCCAUUACCACCUCGCUGCGCACUUCCUUCACCCGCUUCAGUCCCAGGAAAUCCCACUACGUGUCUAUGGGGAACACGUCGAAUGCCUCGUCCAUCUACCCGGGCCGAAUGAGCGUCAAGGAUCGGCGCCUGCUCAAGAUGAUACUGGUGAUCUUCGUGUGGUUCGUGAUCUGCUACCUACCCAUCACGGUGGCCAAGAUCUGGAAGAGUGCCACCGAGGUGCAUGUGUUCAAUAUAGCCGGCUAUCUGCUCAUUUACCUGACCACCUGCAUCAAUCCACUCAUCUACGUGCUCAUGAGCUCCGAGUACCGACGCGCCUACUGGAAUCUGCUGCGCUGUCAUGGCUCUCCCGAUCCGCACCAGCAGCGGAACAAUGCUAACGCCAAUGCCAAUGCCAAUGCCAAUGCCAAGAAAAAGCUACAGGAGUCAGCUACGAAUCGCCAGAUCAAAACGUGAUUCUCUUGGGCUCUGAUUGCCGAAAAGGAACGUAGUAUCACAAAGCAGAUCAAAACAAAGGAAUAAGUAUGUUGUAGGUGAGGAGAGCCGGUCACUGUACACUGUAUCAGCUCUUAAGUAUAUUCAUAUGCGUGUACCAGUAUUGAUCUAUUGGUCUUUGGAUCACUCAAAAGGUUCACAAUUGUCACCAUUUCUAGUCGUACGACCAGGUCGGAUGCGAUCCGAUCCGAUUCGAUCCUUCCUUCCACACAGAUCACCCAUCUACAUAUAUCUAUAUAAAUACAUAUGUAUAUAUAAAGAUAUCUAUA